AUGACAGAGCUUAUGCGACAUCCAGAAUGUAUGAAGAAACUUCGAGACGAGAUUUGUUCCGUUUCAACGCAUAAUUCAUAUGUGAACGAGGGUGAUGUUGAGAAGAUGAGCUACUUAAAUGCUGUAAUCAAGGAGACACUUCAUUUACAUCCUCCACUUCCAGCACUAGUCCCCCACCUAUUAAGCGAAGAUGUCCGAGUAAAAGGAUAUGACAUUGCUGCAGGCACACAGGUGAUGAUUAAUGCGUGGGCAAUCCAACCAGAUCAUGCCACAUGGGGACCAGAUGCAGAAGAAUUUAAGCCAGAGAGACAUUUAAAAUUAUCUUUGGAUUUUCAGGGACAAGAUUUUAAGUUCAUUCCAUUUGGAUCAGGGAGAAGACUAUGUCCUGGAAUCAGAUUGGGAUUGGUAUUGGUUGAAGUGACAAUAGCAAAUCUUGUGAAACGGUUUGACUGGAGAGUCCAGGUCGGACCAGAUGGAGUUGAUAAACCUGAUCUGGCCGAGGCAGCUGGUAUAGAGGCAUGUCGCAAAUACCCACUUAUUGUCUUUCCAUCUUCUGUUGUAUUCCCCAUUUAA
Brassica rapa (field mustard) is the source of this 573-nucleotide messenger RNA. RefSeq names its product cytochrome P450 71A16. The record is from RefSeq and is a predicted model, not a curated record. NCBI's taxonomy places the organism in Eukaryota, Viridiplantae, Streptophyta, Magnoliopsida, Brassicales, Brassicaceae. Gene Ontology annotation, molecular function: iron ion binding; heme binding; monooxygenase activity.